Molecule: messenger RNA, 880 nt
Organism: Helianthus annuus (common sunflower)
Lineage: Eukaryota; Viridiplantae; Streptophyta; Magnoliopsida; Asterales; Asteraceae
Exons: 1
Coding region: 90-629 (179 amino acids)
Source: RefSeq, a predicted model, not a curated record
UUCUACACUAAGCCAACACUAUUAUCAAUCAUAUCAAAAUCUUCACAUAUAAUUCCCAUUACACAAAUUUUUUUUUACCAUAAGUUAACAUGGCACCCCAUGGCGACGCUAUCGUCAGCUCCUACACAUUUAGUAGGCCGCCAAGACUAUCGUCGGAUGGGCUCAAACGCACGGUGUCAGAAAUGCCAUUCGAGUUUACCAAAGACAAGAUUGAUAUCAACUCACUGACUACAAUAGCCGAGGUGGUGGACGCUAAGUGCGAGUGUUGUGGUAUGGUCGAAGAGUGCACACCCGAGUACAUGGAAAAAGUGCACAACCGGUUUUUAGGCAAGUGGAUAUGUGGUUUGUGUUCGGAAGCUGUGAAUGAAGAAAUGGAGAAAAAUGGUGGGAAUAAAGAAGAGGCGGUUAGUAGUCACAUGAACACAUGUGUUCGGUUCAACAAGCGUGAUCGAGCCUUCCCGGUUUUGUGUCAAGCCGAGGCGAUGAGAAACAUGUUGAAGAAGACUAGACUAAGAGCUACUUCUUUGAGUCCUAGAGACCAUGGGCUCGCCAAGAAGGGUGGCAUUGCUAGGAGUUCUAGCUGCAUUCCUGCCAUUACUAAAGAAGUCAAUGAUGUCAACACUCACUAAGCUAACUACCAAAUUAAUAUAACUAUUAUUAGCCAUAAUUAACCUUCAUAAUAUAGCUGCAUUCCUCCCUCCCUUGAAGGGUUUUUAUAUAUAGUUAUAAGCUUGUAUGAGACCACAGAUCUAACCAACAUAUGUAACUUGACCUGGUUGUAGGGUUUUUUCUGGUGUUGGUUAUUUUACUAUAAGUUUUGGUCGUUGUGUUGUAACUUGUAAGUUUCAAAUUUAAUGAAUUCUUGUAUUGUGUGUUUUAA